Molecule: messenger RNA, 3579 nt
Organism: Aspergillus steynii IBT 23096
Lineage: Eukaryota; Fungi; Ascomycota; Eurotiomycetes; Eurotiales; Aspergillaceae
Product: DEAD/DEAH box helicase
Exons: 2
Coding region: 42-3554 (1170 amino acids)
Molecular function (GO): nucleic acid binding; ATP binding; ATP-dependent chromatin remodeler activity
Source: RefSeq, a predicted model, not a curated record
CCGGUCUCUCUGGUCAACCAUUCAGGGCUCAACGACUUAUCAUGGAUUUCGGAGAUCUCAAUGACCGACCUUUAAAGAAACGUCGCUUUUUCGCCGACGAAGAAACCCCGGAUCCCUCGACCAACCAGAUUAACUCCGGUUCAGACACUGACGCCCACAUAAAUGGUACCGCGGUCUCUACAUCAAACGAUACGGCGGAAUCGGAGCGCCCUGAGGAAUCGACUGUGGAGGAGACCCUUGAGCAAGGCAACACGGAUGCAUUCGACACGGAAGCCUUUACUAGCAUUGUUGGUGAACAACUCCCGUCGGAUACCAUACGCAAAAUCCAAAAUGUGGCCGGCAACGACCUGGAGAGAGCCGUCAACGUCUACUUCGACGGGUCCUGGAAAACGUCGACCUCGCGCGCUGUGAACCAAACCACCUUGACAUCUCGAGAGCGGACGACCUCCUCGCAACUAACACCUGUUGAAAGAACUUCCGUGCAGGAAGCAAGGACGCCGCGUCGUACGGGCCAGCCUUUAUUACGAUACAUCGGUGCUUUUGGCGUUGGUGCGUGGGCAACGAGGAGCGGGAUGGGUCUGCUUAAGCAUGGAGACAAGGUCAAUAUCGAGAGGGCGAGAUCACAGCCAAUCUCAAAACGCGGGCGAGGAGGUAGGAUCAUCACGAAUCAGAAAGGAGAUGUUUUGACUCGAUUCACGAACAUUGCUGGCCAGGAGAUUGGGAGACUGCCUCGUGAAACGGCUGAAUGGGUGUCCACUCUGAUCGAUCAGAAGGCUUGCAAGUUCGAGGGUGUCUGCGUCUAUGCUCCGGACCGAAUCCGUGUCAACGACACGAUCUACUUGCAGCUAUGGUGUUAUCUUCGUAAAGAGGCAUUUCAGCCCUGGAUCAUCGACGAUAGCCUUGACGAUAACAGAUCAACGACCAUAUUCGAGGAAAGAGAGAGCGCGGAAGAGAAGCGCCUGCGUCUUCGUCAGGUUGCCUUGGUGCAUUUAUUUGACGAAAUCGGUCUCAAUCCGACAUCCAUAAAUGACAUGACAAGAAAGCACAAAAAAGAGGGAUUGCUCCGUGCGGCAGAAAUUGCAGAGCAAUACGACAAGAACAAAAAGGAAAGCAAGUCGAAUGGCAACUCAUCGGAGGAAGAAGACUCCGCUGAACUCGAGGAGGAUCAAUUGGACACUCUUUACAAGAAGGCCCAGUCAUUCGAUUUCAGCAUGCCGACGGCGGAGCCACCAUCGACAUUCACUAUGGAUCUUCGAAAGUACCAGAUGCAAGCGUUACACUGGAUGCUUGCCAAAGAGAAGGAUAACAAAUCUGGCCGGGAAAGAUCAAUGCAUCCGUUGUGGGAAGAGUAUGUGUGGCCGACGAAAGAUGUGGAUGAUAAGGAUCAGCCGGUCGUCGAGGGAAUUAAUCAUUUCUAUGUCAACCCAUACUCCGGGGAGCUCAGUCUUGAUUUCCCGGCGCAAGAGCAGCAUUGCUUAGGUGGCAUACUCGCAGACGAAAUGGGGCUGGGUAAAACUAUCGAAAUGAUGGCUCUUGUCCAUGCCCACCGCAACGUCUAUCCAGAUCACGCAGACGCUGCCCCCAGCUCCGUCAGUGAUCUUACGAGACUUCCCGUCGCUUCGAAUACCGUGGUUACCGCUCCUUACACAACUCUUGUCGUUGCUCCCACAUCCCUCAUCUCACAGUGGGAGAGCGAAGCUCUCAAGGCGUCUGAAGAGGGAACGAUGAAGGUUCACCUAUAUUACGGCAACGAUAAACUUGUUGAUCUGAGGACACUUUGUUCUGCAAAUAAUCCCGAUGCCCCUAACGUGAUUGUCACUAGCUAUGGCGUUGUGCUCUCGGAUUAUCGACACUUCGUGUCAAACAUGUCUGCUGCUGCCACUCCUGGUGGCUUAUUUUCUGUGGAGUUCUUUCGCGUUAUUCUUGACGAAGCCCAUAUUAUUAAAAACCGAUUGUCAAAGUCCGCCAGGGCAUGCUACGACCUUAAAGCAACGCAUCGCUGGGUGUUGACAGGGACGCCUAUCGUCAAUCGCCUAGAGGAUCUGUUUAGCUUGGUACGAUUCCUCAAGGUUGAGCCCUGGAACAACUUCUCGUUCUGGAAGACCUUUAUUACCGUUCCAUUUGAGUCUAAAGACUAUGUGCGUGCGCUCAACGUCGUACAAAGCGUCCUCCAGCCUUUGGUUCUUCGGCGUACCAAAACAAUGAAAACACCUGAAGGAGAGCCUCUGGUACCCCUGCCUCGUCGGACAAUCACGGUCGAAGAGGUCCACCUCUCAGAUCAGGAGCGUGAGAUUUACGAUUUAAUCUACACCCGGGCAAAGCGGACAUUCAAUGACAACGUCGAAGCUGGAACACUUCUGAAGUCUUUCACAACAAUCUUUGCCCAGAUCCUACGGCUCCGUCAAACAUGUUGCCACCCUGUACUCACCCGCAACAAGGCCAUCGUUGCAGACGAGGAAGACGCCGCAGCGGCAGCCGACGACGGCAACGGGCUUAAAGAUGAUAUGGACCUGCAAGAGCUGAUCAAUAAAUUCACAACGGCAACAGAGGAAGCCGAUUCCAACGAUAACCGGGAUUCUUCGACAACUUUCACAACAUACGCUUUAAAACAAAUCCAGAAUGAGUCCAGCGGAGAGUGUCCCAUCUGCUCCGAGGAGCCCAUGAUCGAGCCCGCAGUAACGGCCUGCUGGCACAGUGCGUGCAAGAAGUGCCUGGAAGACUAUAUCCGCCAUCAGACCGACAAAGGCGACUCGCCACGAUGCUUCUCAUGCCGUGCACCCGUCAGCAACCGCGACAUUUUCGAAGUCAUCCGCCAUCAAUCACCCAACUCGACGCCCACGGCUGAAACCGACAUCUACAGCAGCACACCCCCGACAAGCACCCAGUCGGCGCCUCGAAUCUCCCUCCGUCGAAUCAACCCGCUCUCUCCGUCCGCGCACACCUGCGCCAAAAUCCACUCUCUCAUCAACCACCUCCACCGCAUCCCCUCCACCACCAAAUCCGUCGUCUUCUCCCAAUUCACCAGCUUCCUCGACCUCAUCGCCCCCCAGCUGGACCGGGAAGGCAUCCCCUACCUCCGCCUCGAUGGCACCAUGCCCCAGAAACAGCGCGCCCAGGUACUCGCGCAAUUCAACAAACUCGACUCCUACGACCAGGAAGACAUCGAAGAUGAAUCCGAACCCGGCACCACCCCCUUCCGCCUCAACGCCGCGAAAAGGCCACCCCCUCCCACCCCGCGAGUCCUCCUAAUCAGUCUUCGCGCCGGCGGUGUCGGCCUCAAUCUCACGGCCGCUAGCAACGUAUUCAUGAUGGACCCGUGGUGGAGCUUUGCCAUCGAAGCCCAGGCGAUUGAUCGCGUGCAUCGAAUGGGCCAGCUGCGCGAUGUGAAUGUGACGAGAUUCAUCGUUAAGGAUUCCAUCGAGGGACGCAUGUUGAGAGUCCAGGAGCGUAAGAUGAAUAUUGCGGGGUCCUUGGGUCUCAGGGUAGGUGGUGAUGGAGGCGAGGAUGAUAAGAAGAAGGAUCGCAUUGAGGAGCUGAAGUUGCUGUUUGAGUAAUUCAGUUUUUGUUCUGCUUGAUGGG